Phoenix dactylifera (date palm) is the source of this 741-nucleotide messenger RNA. Lineage: Eukaryota; Viridiplantae; Streptophyta; Magnoliopsida; Arecales; Arecaceae. The record is from RefSeq and is a predicted model, not a curated record.
AUGGCCAUGCAAACUCUUCUCUUCGUCGUCUUCUUCAUCGCCCUCCUCGUUCAAGUUUCAGGUGGCCGCUCAACAACAUUCACCUUCAAGAACAGCUGCAGCCAAACGGUGUGGCCCGCCACGCUGACCAACCCCACCGCCCCGGCCCUCUCGAAUACCGGCUUCGAGCUCGCCCCCUCGGCCUCCCUCUCGAUCACCAUCCCGGCCAAGUGGGCAGGCCGCGUGUGGGCCCGGACACUUUGCUCCACCGAUGCCUCGGGAAAAUUCUCAUGCGCCGUCGGCGAUUGCGGCACUGGGCUGGUAUCCUGCCUUGGCUCCGGGGGAGCCCCACCCGCCACUCUCGUUGAGUUCACCCUGCAGGGAGACCAGGGAAACGAUUUCUAUGACAUCAGCUGUGUAGAUGGCUUCAAUUUGCCCGUCUCGGUGGCUCCGCAGGCCGGAGCGAUGGGAUAUUGUAAUGCCAUCGCCUGCUCGGCUAAUAUCAAUGCGUUGUGCCCAUCGGUGCUGCAGGAGAAGGCGCAGGAUGGCAGCGUGGUGGGAUGCAAGAGUGCUUGUUUGGCUUUUAAUACGGAUCAGUACUGCUGCAGGGGAGCCUAUGGGGGUCCAGACGCAUGCAAACCCACGGACUACUCCCAGCUAUUCAAGAAAGCAUGUCCUCAGGCUUAUAGUUAUGCCUACGACGAUCUUACCAGCAUCUUCACUUGUGUGGAGGCUGAUUAUCUCAUUACAUUUUGUCCUUGA